This is a messenger RNA of Monascus purpureus, 945 nucleotides long. The record is from the annotation of a GenBank genome assembly. Lineage: Eukaryota; Fungi; Ascomycota; Eurotiomycetes; Eurotiales; Aspergillaceae.
AUGUUUGAUCUCCCAGACGCAAAACGCGUCCGUCGCGAAGAAAUUCUCUCCGGAACCUCACUAUCCCCUCCAUCAUCCCCCCCGCCUCAAGACUCCAUCGAAGACGGAUACGCCCGCCUAGGGAAACUACUUAAUCUCGACGAGGACGCGUUCAUCACUCCAUCUGCACCAUCUACUACCCAUAAUGAAGCACCCACCGAGACGCCAACCGCACAGAACGAUGUUGAGGAGGAAGAGGAACAAGAAUUCGAAUUCCGCUUAUUCAGUGCGCCUGUUCCCAGGAAGGAGGCAGCAGGGGAUUCGGAGAAGGAAAUGAACAAGGAUGCAGAUAAUGCGGCAGCUGAAGUGCAGACGCAGAAGUUGCGUAUCAGAUUACGCUCCCCGACUCCUGCUCCUGCUGAUGCGGGGGAAGGGAGAUUUGUGAAUCCGUCUCGGGGGUGGGAGUAUUACUUUUCCACACCUGCAUUGGUUUCGAAGGAUAGAACUGUCGGUACAACUUCCCAUUCCACAGCAUGGAGUGGUGCUAUUGAUGAGAAGAGGAGGGAAUUUGAGGCUGUUGCUGUUGAUGGCGGGAUGGUGCUAAAGUGGGCAUCACAGAAUUGGCCUGGCUGCCAUCUACCGUGGCGGAUAAUUCAACUAAAACGGCAAAAUACAAAAAUUCCUUCAAAAGACGUCUAUAUGGUAGACCAACCUGGAAGAACAACAUCUCCAAAGACGCGUAAGAAGCCCGGCAAGAAGCGACGUAUCCAGCUACGCAAGAAAGUUGCGGCUGCAAAUGCGGCGAAGGAGACGGAAGCAGAGAAACGGAAUCGGAAGAACCGUGAAAAGAAAAUCAAACGGAGACAGAAAGCGAGAGAAAUGAAGGCCGCAGCUGCGGCACAGGGUUUAAGCGUUGUAUCCACUGGAGAUGGUGAUGAUGUUUCAUCACAGGGAGAAGAGAACUAG